GGGAAUCACGAGGAAGACGAAACAUAUUAUACUAGUCUCUGCUCAUCUGAGCCUCGUAGAUGGUUUGACUUGGAUGCUAUAUGCCUAUAUAUGCAUACACAUGAGCUGGGAUUUUGGAUCUCAAACCCACCACCAAUCAAAUGGCUUCCCUGGACCACACUCUCUGUCUUCCUCUUCUCUUCAUCCUCAUCAUCUCUACCGUACACGUUUUGCCUGCUUCAGCCACACGUUCACACAAACUCAAAAACGCUAUUACCAUCCGGGAAGUCAACCGCAGAGGACCUUACAUCGGUCUCGUGACGGUCUUUGAGACUGAAGAAAAUGCUUUCCUGGGAAGUGUAGAUUUCAGACCCGAUCCUGCUCAUCCCUUCUUGGAUCUCUCUGGUAGACGUUUUCGAAUAGGGAAGAUUCAUGGAAAGAAGGUUGUGUAUGUCAGAUGUGGGAUAGGAAUGGUAAACGCAGCAGCAGCAACACAACAAAUGAUAGAUGUGUUCAAUAUGAAAGGGAUUGUGCAUUUUGGGAUUGCAGGAAAUAUAAACAACUCAAUGUCCAUAGGAGACGUUAGCAUUCCUAAGCAAAUCACCAAUGCUGGCUUGUGGGAUUGGCUGAAUCCAGACAAAGCAGAGGGAGGUGACUAUGCAGCAUACUUAGAUUUUGGGAAGUAUACUGUUCCACAAGGGGAUGGGAGCGACAGUAUGUUAGGGAGUAUUGGAUACAGCUACGAGGAACUAUACUCAGUCAGUAUUGGUCACAAAAAUUCACCUAAGAAAGUAUUUUGGAUCAAUACAACUCAAGAGUGGCUUCAACUUGCAGCUGGUCUAGAGAUGGAGUUGUUGCAGUGUGUGAAUGCAACUUUGUGUCUUCCAGAGAAACCAAAACUAGUUGUUGGAUUAAAGGCGGCCACUGCUAAUACAUUUGUGGAUAAUGCAGCCUACAGAGAUUUCUUAUACUAUACUUUUGGUGUUUCCUCCUCAGAUAUGGAGAGUUCUGCAGUGGCUAUGACGUGCGUGUCAAACGGGUAUCCUGUAAUUGUAAUAAGGGGAUUAUCUGAUUUAGCUGGAGCACAGACAGGAGAUAAUGCUGUCCGGAAGUUUGGAUCUUUGGCUGCCACUAACACUGCAAGAGCUGUUCUAGAGUUCAUCAAGAAGCUGCCACCAAACUACAACCUUAAUUCCUACGUGUAGCCCUAUUUAUCAAAAUGAGUGAUUUAAUAUGUAAUUUUCUUCUAUCAAAUAAGUGUUCACUAUUCAGAUUUUCUUCAGUCGAACACACUUAAUCUCAGCGUUGCAAAAACAUUUUUAUUUAUCAGAGACUGUCACUAUUGGUACAUGCCUCUAGUUAAUAUCAA
This is a messenger RNA of Brassica oleracea var. oleracea, 1348 nucleotides long. RefSeq names its product bark storage protein A-like. The record is from RefSeq and is a predicted model, not a curated record. The transcript is spliced from 6 exons. The coding region runs from base 141 to 1184 and encodes 347 amino acids. NCBI's taxonomy places the organism in Eukaryota, Viridiplantae, Streptophyta, Magnoliopsida, Brassicales, Brassicaceae. Gene Ontology annotation, molecular function: catalytic activity. Gene Ontology annotation, biological process: nucleoside metabolic process.